ACACACACACACACACACAAACACAUGAAACUCCUCUGUGGGAGGAAGCAGGAAACCAGUGUUGUUGUCACUUUGGACUGAACCUUUGGGACUGACGAGAGAAGGGCACAAAGGGUCCAGAAAGUGGGGAUGUUGAAGGGACCCAGCGCCUGAAAGCUUCCUUGAGUGCUCCUGCUGGUCUGAGCCCAGAAGGGCUGUGGAGAGAACCUGAGAAGAGUAUCUGCCUCCUCACCCUAUUACAGAUUUGAGUGAACAAGUAAGGUGGUGAGUCCGCCUGGCUGCCUGGGAUGGAGUCUGUGGCCUUGUACAGCUUCCAGGCCACUGAAAAUGAUGAGCUGGCUUUUAACAAAGGCGACACCCUGAAGAUUCUGAACAUGGAAGACGACCAGAACUGGUACAAGGCGGAGUUGCAUGGCGCUGAAGGCUUCAUCCCAAAGAAUUACAUCCAAGUCAAGCCUCAUCCGUGGUUUGCAGGCAGGAUCUCCAGGCAGUUUGCAGAAGAGAUUUUGCUCAGACGAAAUCACCUGGGAGCCUUCUUGAUCCGAGAGAGUGAGAGUUCCCCAGGAGAAUUUUCAGUCUCUGUGAACUAUGGCGACCAGGUUCAGCACUUCAAGGUGCUUCGGGAGAACAUGGGGAAAUACUUCCUUUGGGAGGAGAAGUUCAACUCACUAAAUGAAUUGGUGGACUUCUACCGCACAACUACCAUCGCCAAGAAGAAACAAAUCUUCCUGAGGGAUGAGGACCCAACACACAAGCCACCCAGAGCCAAGUUUGCCAAGGCCCAGUUUGACUUCACCGCCCAGAACCCCUCACAGCUCAGCUUCUAUCAGGGUGACAUCAUUGAGGUGCUGGAACAUUCUGACCCCAAUUGGUGGAGAGGCCAGCUCAGUGGCCGAGUGGGCUUCUUCCCUCGGAACUAUGUCCAUCCCAUCCACAUGUGAACUGUUACUGGGGCCUCUCCUCUCUCCAUCCCUCAGAGUUGCUUUGAACCACCCCAAGACUUUUCUGGAUGAGCAAGUACCCACAAUGGGGAGGAGCCAGUGGGUUUCCUACUGUUCUGAUAUCAAGAGUACAGAACAGGUUUCCUGCUGUAUCCAGAGGGGCCUGAAUCAGGUUGGACUCAGGGAGGGUAUUUUCUGGACCAAUUUAAUUCAGCAAAUAUUGAUUAAAUGCC
Molecule: messenger RNA, 1174 nt
Organism: Trichosurus vulpecula (common brushtail)
Lineage: Eukaryota; Metazoa; Chordata; Mammalia; Diprotodontia; Phalangeridae
Gene: GRAP
Product: GRB2 related adaptor protein
Exons: 5
Coding region: 288-941 (217 amino acids)
Molecular function (GO): protein binding
Source: RefSeq, a predicted model, not a curated record